GCUAUUGGAGAUCCAGACUGCCCCAUCCAACUGCGUCGAAAACCUCUCCCAGCUACGAGUACGAAUUAUUCAUCUACGCAACACGCGGGCCUUUUAGGCGAUAUUUGAAAUGGAUUCAAUAAAGGCGGUGAAUAGCCUUGCAUCUCGAAACAUCAAUCCUACGAACACGGCAAAACAUAACUUUUAGAUAACAUCAAACUGUCGAACAUGGACACGCUCCAUCUGAUCCCCACCAGAAGCUCUGCCUUACCGCCCAGCGCUCGAACCCCAAACAGCGACAAACCCUCAUCCGUCAUCAUCUUUCAACGAGAAGCCCACUUCAACCUCUGCCUUCGAUCGGUCCUUGACCUUCAGUGCAUUCCACUCACUGGCGUAUUCUGUGAAAUAUUGCCUAAAAACAUUAUCAAUACUGCACCAUAUGUCGCUGUACCCACGAAGACUUCAUAUACUUUGCCCUCCGUUACAACACACAUGAUCAAGGCGAAUAGGAAGAUAAAGGUUGCAGUUGUGAUCGCCAUCAUCAGAUGAGACAUUGGAAGAAGGAACAAAAGAAAGACAGGACACAUUAAAAUCAACAGGAUGCUAGAGACGAGCAAGAAUCGACCGACGCCCCUCUCAGCGGCAGGAGAGAAGAACGUG
Messenger RNA from Hyaloscypha bicolor E, 639 nucleotides. RefSeq lists its product as uncharacterized. Bases 208 to 528 code for a protein of 106 amino acids. The record is from RefSeq and is a predicted model, not a curated record. The transcript is spliced from 2 exons. NCBI's taxonomy places the organism in Eukaryota, Fungi, Ascomycota, Leotiomycetes, Helotiales, Hyaloscyphaceae.